Molecule: messenger RNA, 2248 nt
Organism: Papilio polytes (common Mormon)
Lineage: Eukaryota; Metazoa; Arthropoda; Insecta; Lepidoptera; Papilionidae
Product: probable beta-hexosaminidase fdl
Exons: 3
Coding region: 112-1770 (552 amino acids)
Biological process (GO): glycosaminoglycan metabolic process; carbohydrate metabolic process; ganglioside catabolic process
Cellular component (GO): membrane
Molecular function (GO): beta-N-acetylhexosaminidase activity
Source: RefSeq, a predicted model, not a curated record
AAAGAUACAUUCACAAAUUAAACAAAGAUUACUUUAUGAUGUAGAUUUAUUGUAAAUUGUAACAAAAAUCCAGUUUAAGAUGUUUUGGGUGUGUUUUAAUUUAAACAGGUGAUGUGUCAUUCCAUGGCGCAUCAUUUAAAUAAGUUUUUCCUUCUCUUAAUAAUAGUUUUACAGAUAAAAGCUUCUCGGCGUUUCAAUCAGCCUUUAUGGACUUGGGAUUGUAUAAAUGGAAAAUGUUUGCCUGUUAAAGCCACAAUUUCUGGAAGACUUCAGUCUCUUAUUACAUGUAAUAUGUUAUGUACUACAAUUCAACUUUGGCCACAACCUACUGGAUCCGUCAGUUUGUCUACUACAGCUGUCCCUGUGCGAGCCGAUUUAUUCCAGUUACAAGUAUUGGACUUUACAUCGCAACCAGUUCUGGAACAUUUACAAAAUGCUUUUGACAUUUUUCGCCAAGAAUUAAGUUUCACUGAAGAACAGUUACGUGGAUUCGACGAAUGGUAUAAAGUUGUAGUUCGAGUGAGGAUUAACGGAAGUGGCGAUCCUCGCAUGCGACUCGACACGGACGAGAGGUAUGCGCUGUCCGUGCAACCGGAAGUCGGUAGCGUCGGUACCAUGGCAGUUUACAUCAUAGCCAAUUCUUUUUGCGGUGCAAGGCAUGCGCUCGAAACUCUCACGCAGUUGAUAUGGCUGGAUCCUUAUGCUGGCUCCCUAUUAAUGUUGGAAGCAGCUUCCAUUCAAGACGCGCCUCGCUUUCGAUAUCGAGGUCUAAUGAUCGACACCGUACAUAAUUACUUUCCUGUUGAAGAACUUUUACGUACUAUCGACGCUAUGGCUACCUGUAAAUUGAAUACUUUUCAUUGGCACGCAACUGGCGCUCAAGCGUUUUCGAUAAUGUUCAAUAGUGUACCGCAAAUCAACGUCCCGGCGCAAAUCGGACAAGCGUGGGAUUGGGGUCCCGUGCUUGGUCUCGGACACUUAGCAUAUUGUUCUAACUUGGAACCCUGGUAUCUGUAUUGCGAUGAACCUCCAUGCGGCCAGCUCAAUCCCCGUAACGAUCAUAUAUACAACAUACUUGAGCGACUGUUUCACGAAGUCACCCAGUUGACGGGAGUAGACGAUCUGUAUCACAUCGGCGGGGAUGGGAUGUCUGAUCGAUGUUGGACACAAUAUUUUAACAAUACGGAACCUAUGGAUCUCUGGAUAAAUUUUACUCGCAAAACGUUACAUAGCUUACAAAAAGUCAAUGGCAAUUUACCAAAACUGACAUUAAUUUGGUCUUCGCAGUUGUGCGAAAAAAUCAAAACAGAUUUAAAAGAAUAUGUGAACUUUAUAGGAUUACAGGCACGUAACGUUGCCUGGAAUGAAAAUUUUGUGAGCGGCUUGAGAACCGUUCUAUCAAACGAAGACGUUUGGGAUUUGAACAGUGGAAUGGGGGCAUGGCACGAGGACACCGAGGGCGCGCCAUACAAUUCGUGGGAGAAGAUAUACGAGUAUCGGCCGUGGGCGAGCAGUAGUCUGGGCUUGCUGGAGGGUGGCGAGGCGACGGUGUGGUCCGCGACGCUGAGUUCGGGCGGGCUGGAACAGCGGGUGUGGCCGCGCGCAGCUGCGCUUGCUGAGCGCCUGUGGUCGGACCGGCCCGAGGGCGCCACGCGGCCGGUGCAGGCGCGCCUCGACGUCUACCGCAUGAGACUUAACACACGGUACAAUGUUAAGGCUGAGCCUAUUUGGUCCAUGUGGUGCACCCAUAACACAUACUCAUGCCUUUAAAUUAAUAAAACAGUAUGUAUCUAUUUUAAGAUGAAGAGUAAUAAUUGAUGAUACUGAAACAUUGUUUUCAAUUGUUAGUAUUGGUACAAUAUGCUAGAACAUUUGAUUAAAGCGAAAUAAGACAACAAGUGCAAUACUUACACUAAUCAAUGUACUUUACACUACACUCGUGUUUUUGCGAGACAUGUUUUAGAGAUGUCGUAUUCUUUUGCUGCGAUGACUGAGUUUUCCCCUCAAUUUUUUCUACAACAGUGUUUGUUAGAUACUAUUUUUAAAGUAACAAUUCCAUAUAAAAAUUAGUGUUAUUAUAAGAUUUUUUAUUUCUUCAAAUUAUUGGUGCUGUUUACUGGAUGGUAAAUGUUUUUAUUGUAACUGUGAUAUAAAAAUGACAAAAGACGGCAUUUGGCGUCUGACUACAAGUGUGUUGUAUUUGCUCUUUCUGUUGGUUUUGAAUAUAUUUUAAUGAUGAUCUUUUAGA